ACAAAGACAGUGCUUUGUAUUUUUAGCUUACUGAUAUUGGAUAGAAUAUUUAAUAUUUAUUCUUCCACACUACCCGUUCCAACUAAACUUUAAGCUCAUUGGCUGCCACACUUAUUGAUAUCCAUGGCAUCAGCUUCUUCCACAAUUAUUCUGCUGCUCUUCCUUUCCGUGCAGCUGCCAGCGAGAAGCUUGUCUUUACAAAACAGGCCACAAUUAGAAAAAGAUAAGGGGCAGUUAGAGGAAUGGAUAUCUUUAAAUGUGAAGCACUACAACAUAAAGAGAGCAGCCAGUUUGAAAUGGAUGCAAGAAUCAGUCAGACACAAGAAACAAGAAGUUCCAGCUGAUAGUAGCAGCCUGGAUCCAAAGCUUAGAAAUGCGGAGAUGAACAAAAUGAUAAUCGGUGUGAGUCAAGAUGGAAGUGGCAAUUUCAAGACCAUUAAAGAAGCUCUUGCUAGCAUUCCGCUCUAUAACGAGCGUCGGGUCAUACUAGAUAUCAAACCUGGAGUAUAUAGGGAAAAGAUUAAUAUCCCAAGAAGUUUGGCAUUUGUGACAUUUCGGGGCGAUAGUAGCAACCCGCCACGGAUCACAGGCAAUACCACAGCUUCGGCCACUGGAACCCACGGCACGCCUUUAAAGACAUUCCAAAGUGCUACUGUUUCUGUGAAUGCUGAUUAUUUUGUGGCUAUGGACGUCAUUUUUGAGAAUACAGCACCCCAUGUGGUUGGAAAGGUGGGAGAACAAGCAGUGGCACUGAGAAUAUCGGGGAACAAGGCAGCAUUUUACAACUGCAGUUUCUACGGAAGUCAAGACACACUAUACGAUCACAAGGGUCUUCACUAUUUCAACAAUUGUUUCAUCCAAGGCUCUGUUGAUUUUAUCUUUGGCUAUGGCAGAUCCCUCUAUGAGAACUGCCAAUUGAACUCGGUGGCAAAGAAAGUGGCGUCCCUAACGGCCCAGAAACGUACAAAUUCGUCAAUAUUAAGUGGAUUCUCCUUCAAGAACAGCGUCAUAACAGGGACCGGUUCGGUCUAUUUAGGCAGAGCCUGGGGUGAUUAUUCCAGAGUGAUUUUUUCUUACACUUACAUGGACAAGAUUGUUCUUCCACUAGGAUGGAAUGACUGGGGCAAAACAAUUCGAGACUCGAGAGUUUACUAUGGGGAGUACAGGUGCAGUGGACCAGGAGCCAACGUGACAGGAAGAGUGUCGUGGGCACGAAUACUCACCGAUGAAGAGGCCAUGCCUUUUAUUGGCACCUAUUAUGUUGAUGGCAAUUCAUGGCUUAUACAUCCCUAUUAGUAUUCAUUAAAUUUGAACAAUUUUAAGUACCUAUUACCUAUAUAUGUUGUGCAUCAAGCAUGAACUUUCUUAUAUAAUACCGUUCCACUUUCCUUUGUUGUUGUGCCAAGGCCCAAGCCAAAAGCAGAACAAUGUACUAUAAGUUACAUUUCUUCGAUUUAACCGAAUAAAGAAUACAUUGUGUGCCUCA
Molecule: messenger RNA, 1486 nt
Organism: Lycium barbarum (goji berry)
Lineage: Eukaryota; Viridiplantae; Streptophyta; Magnoliopsida; Solanales; Solanaceae
Product: probable pectinesterase 53
Exons: 5
Coding region: 124-1296 (390 amino acids)
Biological process (GO): cell wall modification
Molecular function (GO): pectinesterase activity
Source: RefSeq, a predicted model, not a curated record